GUUUAGGCAGCAGCUUAAUUGCGAGUUUAACUGGGUAAUUUUGACAUCUCAUCUCAUUCACCUAAAUCUUCCCCAGGCUUCUCCCUAGUACAGCCUCCUCCGCCCACCUGGUCUCUCCCCAGACGGGUGUGCGCGAGUGUAAGACCUAGGGAGGGAGAGCGAGAUCCGCGAAGGGACUGGGUUAGAGUCGCUAGAGGGAGGUGUGGGACCGGCGAGAGGGGGCUUCGCGAGGGAGGGGGUGCUGGCAGGCGGAGGGAGUGGCGGGAGGAGGAAAGAGGCGGAGGCCUGGGGACGGCGGACUAGUCUUCGCCCCAUCCGAGCGCUCUUUCUCUCGCCGCGCAGUCUCCAAGCGGCGCGGGCUCUUGGGGGAGCGCCAGGCAGCUGAGGUGCCCGCGGGAGGCAGGCGGGUCCCGGGCGCGCACGCUCGGCCGAGCCCCGGCGCGCCCCGCGCCCGCGCCUGCUGACAGCUGCAGCUGGGCUCGAGCUGUCCGCUCUCGGCUGCGCGGCCUCCGCCCCCUCGGGUUCCCUCCCCUCUGCCCCUACCCCUCCAGCCCCGGUGCGGCUAGUUUCGCAACUGCUUUCGCCCCGUGCCCGGCUGUUUUCCGUUUCCCGACCCCUUCUUCUUGAGUACUUUGCCCCCAGCAUUUGGGGAGAGGGGCUGGAAAGGGGGCGGGUGGAGCGUCCAGAGGAGAAGGAAGCGAGGGCCGGAGGAGGAGGAAGAGAAUCUGCGGACCGUGGGGAGGAGACCCCACGCCACCCUUUCUGGUCAUCUUCCCUCCCGCCCCGCCCCUGCGCACACUCCCUCCCGGGUGAGCUACUUUCGGACGAGGAAAGUGAGGGCGGCCCUGGGUGACAGCGCCGCGGGGCCAGUCCUGGGGAAGCCGCGCGUCUGUUCGAGUCUUGUCCGCCGCGCUCCCAGCCAGGGGCAUAGCCCGGACCGAGGAUGGCUUCGACUACAACCUGCACCAGGUUCACGGACGAGUAUCAGCUUUUCGAGGAGCUCGGAAAGGGGGCUUUCUCAGUGGUGAGAAGAUGUAUGAAAAUCCCUACUGGACAAGAAUAUGCUGCCAAAAUUAUCAACACCAAAAAGCUUUCUGCUAGGGAUCAUCAGAAACUGGAAAGAGAAGCUAGAAUUUGCCGUCUUUUGAAGCACCCCAAUAUUGUGCGACUUCAUGACAGCAUAUCAGAAGAGGGCUUCCAUUAUUUGGUGUUUGAUUUAGUUACUGGAGGUGAACUGUUUGAAGACAUAGUGGCGAGAGAAUAUUACAGUGAAGCUGAUGCCAGUCAUUGUAUACAGCAGAUUCUAGAAAGUGUAAAUCAUUGUCACCUAAAUGGCAUAGUUCACAGGGACCUGAAGCCUGAGAAUUUGCUUUUAGCUAGCAAAUCCAAGGGAGCAGCUGUGAAACUGGCAGACUUUGGCUUAGCCAUAGAAGUUCAAGGAGACCAGCAGGCGUGGUUUGGUUUUGCUGGCACACCCGGAUAUCUUUCUCCAGAAGUUUUACGUAAAGAUCCUUAUGGAAAACCAGUGGAUAUGUGGGCAUGCGGUGUCAUUCUCUAUAUCCUUCUGGUGGGAUAUCCACCCUUCUGGGAUGAAGACCAACACAGACUCUAUCAGCAGAUCAAGGCUGGAGCUUAUGAUUUUCCAUCACCAGAGUGGGACACAGUGACUCCUGAAGCCAAAGACCUAAUCAAUAAAAUGCUUACUAUCAACCCUGCCAAGCGUAUCACAGCCUCAGAGGCACUGAAACACCCAUGGAUCUGUCAACGUUCUACUGUUGCUUCCAUGAUGCACAGACAGGAGACGGUAGACUGCCUGAAGAAAUUUAAUGCUAGAAGAAAACUAAAGGGCGCCAUCUUGACAACUAUGCUGGCUACGAGGAAUUUUUCAGCAGCCAAGAGUUUGUUGAAGAAACCAGAUGGAGUAAAGAAAAGGAAGUCCAGUUCGAGUGUUCAGAUGAUGAUAAACAACAAAGCCAACGUGGUAACCAGCCCCAAAGAAAAUAUUCCUACCCCGGCGCUGGAGCCCCAAACUACUGUUAUCCACAACCCUGAUGGAAACAAGGAGUCAACUGAGAGUUCAAAUACAACAAUUGAGGAUGAGGAUGUGAAAGCACGAAAGCAAGAAAUUAUCAAAGUCACUGAACAACUGAUUGAAGCUAUCAACAAUGGGGACUUUGAAGCUUACACAAAAAUCUGUGACCCGGGCCUUACUGCUUUUGAACCUGAAGCUUUGGGUAAUUUAGUGGAAGGGAUGGACUUUCACCGAUUCUACUUUGAAAAUGCUUUGUCCAAAAGCAAUAAACCAAUCCACACUAUUAUCCUGAACCCCCAUGUACACCUGGUAGGUGAUGAUGCUGCCUGCAUAGCGUACAUUAGGCUCACACAGUACAUGGAUGGCAGCGGGAUGCCAAAGACAAUGCAGUCAGAAGAAACCCGUGUGUGGCACCGCCGGGAUGGAAAGUGGCAGAAUGUUCAUUUUCAUCGCUCUGGGUCGCCAACAGUACCCAUCAAGCCAUCCUGUAUUCCAAAUGGGAAAGAAAACUUCUCAGGAAGCACCUCUUUGUGGCAAAACAUCUAAGGCCUGAAAACCAUUCACAUAUGGGUCUUCUAAAUGUCAACAGUGCCACUUCUGCAUUCUCUUGUUCUCAAGGCACCUGGAUGGGAACCCUGGGCCGUCCUCUCCUCCUCUUCAUGCAUGUUUCUGAGUGCAUGAAGUUGUGAAGGUCCUACAUGUAAUGCAUAUGUGAUACAUCAUCUUGUCAUCUAUUCCUUCCCACACAUUGUUUACACUUCAACUAGGGGGAUGUUCCAUGCAAACUUAAAUUACUGUUGGCAAACAAUAGAGGGAGGUCAAAAAAAAUUCCACAAUGUUCCAAAUACAACCUAUUCGUCAAGUUUCUGUUUAUGCCAAGAUUUAACAGACUUCAAAAUUAUUGUUCUCUGAAUGACAGUUUGUAAGAGAAACGUAAAUUUUUAAAACUCUUUGCUGUUAAUCAGUUUUGGCUUGUUUGUUUAACAAAAAGCAAAAAAAAGAAAAAAAAAAACACUUUCAGUUUCCUAGUGUGAUCCUGGGAUCCUGGUUGAAAGCUUUGUUGCUCUUUAACAAUUAAAGUAGGUUGAUAUGUGAGCAAAAUCACUCAAGAAUGUGGAAGCGAGAUAAAGUCAUGCUGUUUUUGCUCAAAUCGUAAACUGGAAAAAUUCACAUAAUUUACGUGUGAUCACUUUAGGAUAUACUCACAGUUGUGAAUUUGUUGUAUUUCCUGUUCCUUUCUCACCUAUGUGCUCUGUUUUCUCCAUUUGAUCUCACUUUUUGCUGUUUGCUUCCUUUUUCUCCAUCCUCUUCUGUCUUUUCUCACACACUACUAGACAGAAAGGAAAGUGAAAUUUGCAUAAUGGCGGUGACUAAACUAGCACUCCUAUCAUCUUUAGGACCCUGAAAACGUUGUCAAGAUUUUAAACGUUCUUAAUUCUGCCUAGAAUCCCUGUUUCCAAACUACAGCCUAUGUUGGUGGUAUUAGAAUUAUUUAAACUUAGGUAAAAGCAGGGAGUUCCUAGUUUACCUGAGAGGUGUCUUACUAAUUAGGGGACUUGCAAGGACAACACCAAGUUGUAGUGGAUCAGGGUUUUGUGCAAAGGCACUUAGUUCUGCCUUGUCGACUGGGCCCCUCCUGCUUCACCACUGGCUAGUUUUCUAAAGUCAGAGAGGUCUGCAAGUGAUUUCCAUUCUCCUAAGUGUUUAGAACUUGAUCUUUGUGGCGUGUGCUUUCUUAGCUUCUCUCUUGUGUCAGUGACAUUAUCUUCCUGUGAGGAGUUAGGAUUUUCCAGUUUAAAAAGAAAAGGGAAAUGCCUGGAUUUUCUUUGUGCUUCUCAUUUCUCCUUUCUUUUCUCAACUCCUGUGAGGCAGUUUCUCUUCCCUGAAAUGCUUUCUAGUGCAUGGUAUCUUCAUCAGCAUUAUUUUAACAAUAGUAAUUCACAAUCUUCAGAAGCCUAUUUUUAAAGCAGAAGCAAAAAACUAAACAAAAAACAACCCUCCCUCUUUCUCUCAUUUCACCUUUCUGUGUUGAUUACUAAUCACUUUAGAUAUUGUUGCUAGUGGAUGUAUGGUAGAUGGAUUGAAGCUUUUCUGAUAAUUACACGAUUUAAAAAUAUAUAUUUAAAAUAAAUAUAUACAGUAAAUGUAUUGAGCCAUGUUAACCUGCCAAUGAGAUCUGUGAAAAGUAAUGGCCUCGUUUUUCCCUUUUUGAUUUCUUCUACCUUUUUGUGAAGCGGCUAUACGUGGCAUACAUGUAUUUUAAAAAUAAUAGGUAUAGUGUUUUUUUUUUUUUACACUUCUAACUUAGCAUGUGGUGUUGAAGUAUUACCAUAGAUCAAGUUUGUCUUCCGCACUAAGAUGUGAGGAAAUUGUGAUUUGUUCUCUCCACCACAACUGAAUUACACAUUUAUUAUCUUCUAUCAUUUUGAAACACUGCAGUUUACCAUGGGACACUGUAUAUAUUUCUUGCCAUAAUGGUAAAUGACUGAUUGAUAUAUUUAAGAGUUAAUAAAUUUGUGAUUUCUGCUGA
This is a messenger RNA of Leopardus geoffroyi (Geoffroy's cat), 4562 nucleotides long. It is a transcript of the gene CAMK2D, whose product is annotated as calcium/calmodulin dependent protein kinase II delta. Gene Ontology annotation, molecular function: ATP binding; calcium/calmodulin-dependent protein kinase activity; calmodulin binding. Gene Ontology annotation, cellular component: neuron projection; cytoplasm. The record is from RefSeq and is a predicted model, not a curated record. Bases 944 to 2578 code for a protein of 544 amino acids. Gene Ontology annotation, biological process: protein phosphorylation. The transcript has 22 exons. NCBI's taxonomy places the organism in Eukaryota, Metazoa, Chordata, Mammalia, Carnivora, Felidae.